Tachyglossus aculeatus (Australian echidna) is the source of this 5702-nucleotide messenger RNA. RefSeq names its product olfactomedin like 2A (gene OLFML2A). Bases 55 to 2046 code for a protein of 663 amino acids. The transcript has 8 exons. The record is from RefSeq and is a predicted model, not a curated record. NCBI's taxonomy places the organism in Eukaryota, Metazoa, Chordata, Mammalia, Monotremata, Tachyglossidae. Gene Ontology annotation, biological process: signal transduction.
UCCUCUCCGCACUCGGCCUGAGCCGCUGGCCCGACGGCCCGGCCUGCCAGGGCCAUGCCCGGCCCGGGGCUGCUGCUGGCCCUGCUGCUGCUGCUGCUGCUGCUGAUGAUGAUGACGACGGUGAUGGGCGCCUCCCCCGUGCCAGGCCACGGCAAGGUGUUUGGCGACGUGGACCAGGUCAGGAUGACAUCCGAAGGCUCUGACUGCCGCUGCAAGUGCAUCCUGCGGCCCCUGAGCAAGGACGCCUGCAGCCGCGUCCGCAACGGCAGCAUGAGGGUGGAGGACUUCUACACAGUGGAGACCGUGAGCUCGGGACCGGACUGCCGUUGCUCCUGCACCGCGCCCCCUUCCUCUCUCAACCCUUGUGAGAAUGAGUGGAAGAUGGAGAAGCUCAAGAAGCAAGCUCCGGAGCUCUUCAAGCUUCAGUCCAUGGUGGACCUGCUAGAGGGCACGCUCUACAGCAUGGAUCUAAUGAAGGUGCACGCCUACAUCAACAAGGUGGCUUCCCAGAUGAACAGCCUUGAAGAGGCCAUUAAGACAAACCUCAGUCGGGAGAACGACUUCAUGAAGGAAAGCGUCAUGCAGCUGACCAACCAGAUGAAACACUACGAGAACUACUCUGACAUUAUGGUCAGCAUCAAGAAGGAAAUCUCCAGCCUGGGCUAUCAGCUGCUGCAGAAGGAUGCCGCCGCCGCCGCCGCCGCCGCCCCUUCGGGCAAAGCCCAGAACACAGCUGAAAGUAAAGGCAAGGAAACAAACAAGUACCCCAGUGUCCGAAAGAGUUUUGGGGACAAGGCGACUCCUAAGGUGUCCAAGGAGAAGCUGUUGAAGGCAGAGAAACUGAAGAAGGAGACCGGGAAGGGGAGACCCCUCCAGCCCACCUCCAAGCCUCGGCCCUCCCUCCAUCAGCAGGCGGUGAUUCGGGGCAUCACCUACUACAAAUCCGGAAAGCAAGAAGAGGCUGAGAAUGGGGCUGGUGGCCGUGAAAACACCCUCCGAGAUGGGUCCCGGGCAGAGCGGCAGGAAAACCUACUGGAGGCAAGGAAAGCCGAACCAAACUCUGCAGAGCACCGUGAAGAGAGGACCGAGAGCAGAGCGGGCCCCGGGCCUGAGACUACUGCUGACCCCAUCGUCCAACCUUCCAGUACCGGCACGGCGGCCACUUCCACUUCUGCCUCUUCCCCUCCACCCACCACCACCGCCCUGUCCAUCAGACACAACUCUGAAGUCUCUGUGCAUCCAGAAGCUCCAAACCAAGUUAGAGAGAUGGUGUGUGAGGGCACCAUCCGGUCUGUGGAUGCCCCCAUGAAGCAGCACAGCUACGGGCGGAACGAGGGAGCGUGGAUGAAGGACCCCACGGCCAGGGACGACAAGAUCUAUGUCACAAACUACUAUUAUGGAAACAAUCUGGUGGAGUUCCGGAACCUGGACAACUUCAAGCAAGGUCGCUGGAGCAAUCUGUACAAGCUCCCGUAUAAUUGGAUCGGGACAGGCCACGUGGUUUUCCGGGGGGCUUUCUACUACAACCGCGCCUUCACCAAGAACAUCAUCAAGUACGACCUCCGGCAGCGCUUCGUGGCCGCCUGGACCCAGCUGCCGGACGUGGUGUACGAGGACACCACCCCUUGGAAGUGGCGGGGCCACUCGGACAUCGACUUCGCCGUGGACGAGAGCGGGCUGUGGGUCAUCUACCCCUCCGUAGACUAUGAUUUCUCGCAGCAGGAGGUGAUUGUCCUGAGCCGGCUGGACCCAGCCGACCUCUCCGUCCGGCGGGAGACCACGUGGAAGACCAGGCUGCGGCGGAACUCCUAUGGCAACUGCUUCCUCGUCUGCGGGAUCCUGUACGCCGUGGACGUGUACAACCGGCGGGAGGGGCAGAUCUCCUACGCCUUUGAUACCCACACCAAUACCGAAGUCAACCCCAAGCUGCCCUUCCUCAACGAGCACGCUUACACCACCCAGAUUGACUACAACCCCAAGGAGAAGGUCCUCUACGCCUGGGACAAUGGGCACCAGGUCACCUACAAUCUCCAUUUCGUGGUCUGAGGGCCGAACCCCUCUUUCCACCGACCCCCUUGUCGGGAAGCGUCUUUUUUGUUUUUUUUGUUUGAGUGGUCGCAGGAUAUGGCCCCCUAAGAUGGCCUGCAGCAGUACCCCUAGUCACUCGCCCCAGCCAGGCUGCAGACCCAGGGUGGAUCUGGGUGUUGUUUUGAAUGUGGAGGGUCAGGAUGGCGGAAGAGCCCAAUUCCCCAAGGCCUUCACCGAGACCAGUGCCUUUCAGGAAAAGAUAGAGAGCCACUGCAUCCUUGAAAAUAGGAGGACCGAGCGAAGAAAUGGCCACUCCUUAAAGGGCCUCCAGUGGAGCACAAUCCCUCCCCCUUCCAGUUUCCAUGUGUUCCCUCCUUUGGCCCUGAUGCUUCUUGCUGCCAUUCUAGCAGCUUCCUGCCACUAACACACACCAAAAAUCGGUAGAGGUCAGAGCAAGGAGACAUGAACCCUUGGCCAAUAAUCCCCAGCUAGGUCUUUUGUGAGAUGCAUUGGACAAAAAGGUAUCUUUUCCAGAAAUCCAGGGCUAACGUACUACAUGGAAAAUAAAUAUGUAUGAUCAUAUAUGUAUUACAUAUACAUAUAUAUAUAUAUAUUUAAUAGUAAGAUACAGGCAAGUGAGAGAUAAAGUUUCCAUUUAGUUGUACCUCAGGUCACUAGGGGCCAAUCUCUCUAACCUGCAUUGUUUCACAGCCUGAGCAAUUAACAUUUUCCCCUGCCUAUCACCAAAAUACUUGUGCUCUGCUGCUUCUUCACCUGCUGGAUUAACAAUCAAUUAAUGGUAUUUACUGGGCGCUUGCUGCAUGCAGAGCACUGUACGAAGCGCUUGAGAUAGUACAAUCCAACAGUUGCAGACGCAAUCCCUGCCCAUACAGUGCUUACAGCCAGAUGAGUUUAAGCCACUCCUGGGCCAGUAUACUACUCGUUUCUCUCUGUCUCUCUGUCCUCUGUCUCUGUCUCUCUCUCUCUCAACUCAGGGAGGUGCCUGGUCCAGCACCCAUUCCAAACCUCUAGGGUCACCCGCAGAAAUCACACUCCAAAACACAAAAACAUAAAAACCAGUUCCAAGGUCCUCUCCCUUUUUCUACAUAUAUCUUUUUUUUUUUUUUACUGUAUUCAUAAAUGUCAUCAUCUGUUUCUGCUGCCCAGGGGCCAAGAAUUUUUCAGGCGAAUCAGUACAAAAAAAUGUCCAGGCUGGCCAGUUGAGUGUGAAGGCCUGAUUUCGAAGACUGAUUGGACCUGAGUUUUCUACUCAGACUAUCACUACCACUGUAAGUCCAGCAUCUUGUGAUUCCCAGGAUCAGAUCUAGUCAUUCCUGGGGCCAGACCUGGUCAACUUCCCAGUUUUCCUGCCCCAGCCCCUGGCGUCUUCUUCUACUUGGGGGAAGGGAGGGCACAAGCGAAGGAGUAAGACAGUCCAGCUUUACAGACACACUAAAAGAGCAACUGAGUCUCAUCGUAUGCCCCUGUCCUAGGCAGAAUUCUUUCUUCAUCAGGUGUCCCCAAGUGAUUUCCCCCAGAAAACCCCAAUCCAGGUUCUGCUUUUCACUUCCUCACUGGAGGUCUUUAAUCAGUGCAGCUUUUUCACACUGGAGUGUUUUGAGGGAUGGGGCUGUGGCAGGAAUCCUGCCACUUUCCCUCCCUGUGCUCCUCAAAAGAGUUCUCCUAUGGGUGGGAACAGAGUCUCUGUCAGCCAGUGUGGGGCUUGACUAUGCCCAAACUCUACCCACUUGGCAAACCUCUGCUCCUCUCCCAGGAGAAAGCCUAUCUAUCCUUCCCGGCCCUCUCUCCAGUCUCCCCAGCCCCACCCGAAGUCAAAUGCAGACCACCUUGCUUUCCUCCCCACCCAAGAAUCGUAAAACUUGGAGGUUUCAGAUUUCAGAAUCUUGGAUCCUACCGCCAUCCACAUUUCCUGCCGGACCUGGCUCAUCUUCCUUGGGAGUGAAGUCUCAGAGUAGCCAGGGAGGAAUUCUGCCUCAUUCAGCACCCAAGGGCUCCUCUAAGUAGCUGGGAGAAUGGGGCAAAAAAUGGGGCUAUGACCCAUGGGCCUCUCCAGUACAGGGGAAAGCUUUUCGUUGGGCCCCUCGGUGGGCAAGGGGAACAAUUGGCCCAUCCCAAACAGUCCCCCACGAAUGCCACUUGCACACCAGUGGGGCCAAUCAAUUGUCUCAUUCUUUAAUUUCUGCCCUGAGACCAUCCCCCAAAUCCCUCAUAGGUUAGCAUGCCUACAUUUCAUGUGUUUGCUCCCCUGGGUUCCCUGUUUUCUUGCAUUGCAGAGUCCCAGAGCACUUCAGGGAGAAGCUUCUUUGUGGCACGUACCCUGACCUACAUCACUAAGGGCAUUUAAACAGACCAACAACACACUCAGGGAAACUUUUAGUCCAUCGAAUCAUCUGCCGAAAGCACUAUUAAAACUUUCAAAUGCUCCCUCUUGCCAAUUGCUUGGACAUUGGAAUAUACAUUUAAGGAGCUGCUUUUUCCUUUGUAACCACCUCCCACCCUUGUUCUUCUGGAUUCAAUCAGAAAUACCCGCUCCAGCCCUAGUGACAGAAUAUAUCCCAGCCAUAAUGAUGGCUGCUAUCCCAGACUUGACAGCCCCCUCCUAGCAGACGUGUCCCACUCCACAACACUACCUUACUACCAGCACCCGGUAGCCCUGGGAAAGGCAAUGCAGGAGAAAAAAAAUAGUGACGCAGGAUGAAGUGUGUCAGGGGAAGCAUCAUCAUCAUCGUCAUCAGAUUUAGUGAGGCUCAACUGUAUCCGGAGCACUGUUUCAAGCACUUGGGAACGCACAAUAGAAGUAAAGACACAGCCCCAAACUUGGAGAGCAGGAAGGGUUUGAGCAUUGGACUAGCUUGGGUGCGGUUGGGAAAAUCUGUGUGGGAAUGCCGACCCUGUGGGCACUGCCCACUGCAUGGUAUAUGCCGGGGAGAACCCAACCCGCUUCUCCCCUAGACUUGCUGCAUGAUUCCUUUUCAGGAAGAACACAGCUUCACACUGCUCUUUCAGCUACAAGGAAAGUCGGCUAGGAAUGUCAGAAACUCCUGGGACCACUAAAGGGCAUGUAUUCUCGUAUUCCUGAUUCUUAAAACCUUUGCUUGUGGGCCCUGACCUAGUUUGGGCACACUUUGCAGCCAAGGGGUGGGAGAGAGCCAGUGCCGUAGUUUUAAGUUGAGUUGCUGGAGUGCCAGGAUGGAAAGCAACUGUCCAACAAUCUGGGGCAUUUGGAUAACUGAUCAAAACCCCGGAAGAUUGGGGCUGAACACUAGCUUGGCAUUUAUAACCACAGGGGAACAGCCCAAAUGGCCACCUCAGGAUCAUUCUGAGGGUCCAGGUGGGUCCAUGGAGUAAUAGGCACCUAGGUUCUUUUUUCCUCCUUUUAAUUCUGUAAUCCAGGGUUCCCAGAAUCUGAACCUUAGUGGUCUGACCUCUGGAGCUGGUACAUCUGCCCUGAUUGCUGCUUCGGAUACCUGCCAGUUAAGUUAUAUCGGAGACUAACUUUGCCUUAAAAAGGAAGGGUUUCAAGGGAAAUCGGUAUAUUUUGUUGAAAAACUUUCUAGCAAUUGUUUGUGGAUGUAAUGCGGUUGGAGGGUGGGGAAAGAGGGUUGUAUAUAAUCAGCCUUUGAAAUAAAGGGGAAAAUAUAUCUAAAAAUCAA